AUGCAGCAACCUUCCCUCCAAAAUGUUCGCAUACGUUCAACGAGAGAUGCACUUCACAUCUUUCAUGCUGUCGCGAGGAAUGCGCUCCCACUUAUAACACGCCGAUUGGAUGCUGAGGAACGACGGGCUAUCGCCCCCGGAAACGUAUAUGUCUGGGAAGAGCGCAGUGCAAAUUCUGAGGCUACAGGUCUCGGCAUGGAACGAUGGACGGAUGGCAUGGGCUGGGGGCCAAGUAGAGUCCGCGAUGAAUUUCUGUUCUAUCAGCAGAAAGAAUGUGAUGUAAAUGAUGAUCCAGGUAGCUCCGGCACCCCCUGGGCACAAAUGAUUAGCAUGUACCCUUCUUCCCGUGCACGUGCCACGGGUGAUUCUGAACGCUUGAUCAAGCAAACUUACAGUGUGCGUGUCUCAUUACCUGAUGAUCGCACCCGAGGUAUCACCAGAAAAUGGCACUUAACUGCCUACUUCAGUCAACAGAAGCUUGAUCGGCUUAACACAAUCGAUAAUAUACAAGGCGUCGGGGAUGUUCCGGUUCCAGACGGAUGGUUCCGAAGUGCUCGUAGAGACGCCAAGACAAGACGAGAUGAUGACCUACCAAAAAAUGUGGUCGCAAAGCAACUCUCGCAAUUUCCCAUGGAGGGCGUACUUCCCAACAUUAAUCCGGUUCAAUCCGGUUUUCAAUCGUCAUUUCACGCUUCAAAUUCCAAUCCUUCACCUCGCUCGGAGUGUCCUUCGCCCCCCUCAUCGUCAUCCUCAGGACCUGCUACCCCAAGUCCACGCAUCAGUCCUACACAUCUCUCGGAGCAGUUAGUUCCCCUCGAAUACCUUCAAGGUCUUGCAUAUCCGAGGCGCGAACCGAUCGAUGAACAAUUCCUUCAGCGUUUUUCAACGCAGAUCAUGCCAGAUUAUGUCUCGAAGGGAGGAGGCCGGAGUCGCCCCCCUUCAGUGGGACACCCUGCUUUACGCUCGAUAGGGUGCUCAUAUGCCUGA
Messenger RNA from Suillus paluster, 987 nucleotides. RefSeq names its product Gti1/Pac2 family-domain-containing protein. Lineage: Eukaryota; Fungi; Basidiomycota; Agaricomycetes; Boletales; Suillaceae. The coding region runs from base 1 to 987 and encodes 328 amino acids. Gene Ontology annotation, molecular function: DNA binding. The record is from RefSeq and is a predicted model, not a curated record. The transcript has 6 exons.